Trichoderma asperellum CBS 433.97 is the source of this 402-nucleotide messenger RNA. NCBI's taxonomy places the organism in Eukaryota, Fungi, Ascomycota, Sordariomycetes, Hypocreales, Hypocreaceae. The record is from RefSeq and is a predicted model, not a curated record.
AUGCCCUUGGUGGCGAUGAGGCCGGUAGGUCUAGCGGCCAUUGUUGCUGAGCUUGCGUUGCUGGGUGCGGUGAAGAGCUGUUGCAGGGGAUCCGACAGAGUCAGGAGCAGCGUCGACGUGAAAUUGAGGAGAUUGGAUAGAGAGAAGGCCAUCGAGGAGGUUUGGAGAAAGCAGGGCAAUUGGUUAAGUACUGCAGCCGCCCAACUCGCGAGCUUCCAACAGCACUUGCCGCGCGCUCUCUCGUGUGCUACGUGGAGUUUCAAUAUGCUAGCGGUCGGACGUGAUAUUCCCCCGUUUUUAUGCGCGCUUGUUGGAUGGGAACAUUAUGCCAUGAAGAUUCUUGGCAUCCCGGGCUUGGUAUUCGGUGCUUUGCACAAGAGACUGGCAAACACCGAGCCGUGA